AUGUCGCAAACAAAAUGGGAAAGCUAUAAAAAUGUGAUGACGGCUGUUUCAGCAUAUUGGUGAGUUGUUUCUGAAAUGUUUUUGAUAAUAUAAAUUCUUAUAUUUUUCCAGGAUUUUUUCGAUUGGUCUUGUAUUUUUGAACAAAUACUUGUUGUCAAAUGUGAAACUCGAAGCUCCUUUGUUUAUUACAUGGUUCCAAUGUCUUGUGACUGUGGCUCUUUGUUUAGGAUUGAGCAAACUUUCAAAAUCAUCCGGACAAUUCACAUUUCCUGCAAUGCCUUUAGAUGUGAAAAUUAGUCGAGAGGUUGGUCCAUUAAAACAGUUCAGAUUGAAAUUUAAAAUGUUAAGGUACUUCCACUAUCGAUCGUAUUUGUUGCAAUGAUUUCAUUCAAUAAUCUUUGUCUAAAACACGUUGGUGUUAGCUUCUAUUAUGUCGGUCGAAGUCUAACUACUGUUUUCAAUGUUAUUUGUUCGUAUUUGAUCCUUGGAAGUACAACCUCCGGAUCAGCAAUUGCUUGCUGCGCACUUAUCAUUUUCGGAUUCUUCCUUGGAGUUGACCAAGAAGAUGCAACUGGAUCACUUUCAAUGAUUGGAGUUAUUUUCGGAGUUUUAGCCAGUUUGUCAGUCGCAUUGAAUGCGAUCUAUACAAAAAGGUAAUAUUCCAGAAAAUGUGAUUCAUUGAAAUGAAAUAUGAAAUAUUUUCAGAGUUUUGUCAAGUGUUGGUGAUUGUCUUUGGCGUCUUACAAUGUAUAACAAUCUUAAUGCUCUCGUUCUUUUCCUUCCACUAAUGCUUUUCAAUGGCGAAUUCGGUGCAAUUAUGUACUUUGAUCGCCUGAUGGAUCUAACAUUUUGGUUUUUAAUGACUAUUUCGGGUGUUUUUGGUUUCAUGAUGGGUUAUGUUACCGGCUGGCAAAUUCAAGCAACUUCCCCACUAACCCAUAACAUUUCUGGAACCGCUAAAGCCGCUGCUCAAACUGUCAUGGCUGUUGCCUGGUACAGCGAAGUCAAAACUAUGCUCUGGUGGACAAGCAACUUUGUCGUACUUUUUGGAUCAGCCAUGUAUACAUACGUUCAAAAACGUGUUAUGGAUAAGAAAUCGAGUCAACAAUAUGUUUCACUUCCACAAGAUGAGCAAAAAUUGCUAGAAAGAGGAGAAGGUCAACAACCAUCAGCAGUAUGAUUUAAAAAAUUCAAUAUAAUUAUUCUAGGAAGUCGAAGGUAA
This is a messenger RNA of Caenorhabditis angaria, 1222 nucleotides long. The record is from the annotation of a GenBank genome assembly. Lineage: Eukaryota; Metazoa; Nematoda; Chromadorea; Rhabditida; Rhabditidae.